This is a messenger RNA of Eruca vesicaria subsp. sativa (arugula), 978 nucleotides long. The record is from the annotation of a GenBank genome assembly. NCBI's taxonomy places the organism in Eukaryota, Viridiplantae, Streptophyta, Magnoliopsida, Brassicales, Brassicaceae.
AUGGACUCGACGAUAAAAACGAAUCAGCCUGGUGAGAAGAAUCCAGAUGAAUUGAUGAGUAAUCCAGCUCAACUAAACGUUGUUGAUUCCGAGUAUCGUAGGCCAACACGUUCAUAUCGGCGCUGGGAGAAGAAGCACAAGGCCCGCUGUAAGGCUCAGAGGGAGGAGAUUGCCCUAAGAGAAGAAGAGACCAUUCGUAAGGCUGAGGAGCUUUUUUGGCGUAAAGUUGAUGAAACAGAUGGUUUCGAUAUCGAGAUCGAGGGUGCUCCUUGUCGUUUUGGUGGUAUGAGUGUGCAUAAAGGUGGAGCAGAUUGUCCUCUUGUAGUGCAGCUUUAUGCCAAGGUGGGACUUCAUCGUUACAAUAUGCUACAGGGGACCAACUUGCAUCUUCACGAAAUAGAGAAAUACGUUCUAGUUUGUACCUUCAUGCCUGUGGCGUAUUACAUUACUUUGAUUGCUCAGGAUCCAGCUACCUCCUCCUUUGUUGUUUUCCAGACUCAGGUUGACCAAAGAGAUUUAGGCCAGAUGGAUUUCUCUUGUUUUAUCUCAAGACCUAAAGGUUUAAUUUACUAUCGAUUUUUGUACAAGGUAGGUAACACUUUGAUGAAUGACAUUGACAAUGUAGCUGCUUUAAUUUCACCAUCUUUGUUUGCUUCUCAGUUGCAGAAAUCAGAUUGGGAAGAACAUGACUGGAUUCACUUGUAUAUGGAAAUUGUAUUCUUUUAUCGAGAUCGGUGGCUGAAUCACAACAUGUCCGAUUUAAAGAUUUUGGACGUAGUGUUAGAGACUUCGGAAGAUCUGCCAUAUGAGACCGUACUCAAGAGUUUAAGGAAUGUCACUGUCUACAUAAGAUAUGAUCAAGACUUGGGAGCGGAUGGUGUUUGCAAACACAUUGCAAUUGUUCGAAGAACUGUCGAGCCAACCACUCACUGCGUUUGUCUCUUGGGCGACUCUCACCUCGUGCCCGACUCUGUGUAA